Messenger RNA from Cylindrotheca closterium, 1890 nucleotides. Lineage: Eukaryota; Bacillariophyta; Bacillariophyceae; Bacillariales; Bacillariaceae. The record is from the annotation of a GenBank genome assembly.
AUGGCAGAGCAUACAAAAUGGAAAACCUCAGUGGUCCAAGCGUUAUCUAUUAUCCAUACUGCGUCUGCCAUUCAAUGUGAUCUUUACAUGGCGGAGUCGACGAUUCCACAUGCUGGACUUGGCAUUUUCUCAGCUAUCGAACGCAAUCCAGGAGACAGUGUCGGGGAAGGUGAUGUUUGCAUUCCCAUUCUGGAUGCGAAAAAUUAUCACAAGGAAGUUUGGAACCCAUUCCAUGACUACGUUUGGGGUGGAGAAAUCAUGGGAAUGAAACUAGAAAUCGAAUCAGCGGAUAAGGAAGCAUACUGUCCUGGCUUGGAUUGCGCAAUCAACUGCAACUUGGCUUUGAUCAACGUCGCGAAAUCAACUCCGAUAUACGAUGGUGGUGGUCUAUAUCGACAUUUAAAUCCGGGAGCUGGGGCGAUUUCUCCCUACCACAACGGCACAACGCGAGUGACGAGAAAAAUCCCCGCAGGAGGAGAAUUGUUUAAGUUUUAUGGUGACUCUUGGUUUACAACUCGACCAAUCUUUGAUUCUCUUCCUAUUUCUCAUGACUACCCGUGGGCGCAAGAUUUGCUGGAUGCUUUCUUCGAAACAGUCCAACAUAAGGACAAAGCAUUCAAGUCGGCUGCGUAUGAAGAACUGAUGGUUUCGAUCCGAUCUAUUUGGAAUUCUAGGACGCUAAACGCCUUGCCAGAAACAUUUAGUGAGGCAACAAUCGCCGUCGAACAUGAUCUUGGAAUGGUCUUCCAGCCAAAUGCAACGAGAUCUCUGGAGUGGCUCGAAGAGAACGGAAAAUGCGUUGACCACAUCACACCAGGGCAGUCUACCAUUGAAGGAGCUGGACAUGGCGGCUUUGCCAAACGCGACCUUCCCAAAGGAACAGUUAUUACAGGCUCCCCACUCCAUCACAUUCCAAUCAAAGAUCGUUUCAUGCCAAUGUUCAAGGCCUUUUACAGCGAUCCAGAUGCAGAUGAAACGCUGAGGAGUGAAGUUGCAGGAUACCAGCUCUUGUUGAACUAUUGCUUUGGCCAUUCUGAAUCAACCUUGUUACUCUGCCCAUAUGGAGCAGGUGUGGGCUAUAUUAACCACAACCAAACAAGAGCGAAUGUGAAAGUAGUAUGGUCUCAACACCAUGAAACGGCCCAUGACCUUGCAUGGCUGGAGAAGCGACCCGAUGAAAUGUUCAGCACACAAAGCGCUCGUUUGGCACUGGACUAUGUGGCUACCCGGGAUAUAACAGCAGGAGAAGAGCUAUUCCUAGACUAUGGCGAUGCGUGGGAAGAGGCAUGGAAUAAACACAGUGAAAGUUGGCAGCCAGUGUCGUCUUCUGAGAAGUAUUUGAGCGCAAGGGAUUGGAACAACGCGAUGGAGUCGCUACCCAUCAGAACUGUCAAAGAAUCUUUCUACGAUCCUUAUCCACAAAACAUUCAUCUCAGGUGUCACAUUGAUCUUGUCGAUGAUGAGGACGAUUCGGAGGAUGAGUCAGAGGACGAAUCAGAAGACGAAUCAGAAGACGAAUCAGAGGAUGACUGGGCUUCUUUUACAUUCGACUGGGGUCCAUCAGAAUAUGGAUACAAGUGUGAGAUAUCUAAGAGAAGGAAAGAUGCUGCGGGUGACUAUCUCUACACCGUAAGAGUUACAACCGAGUCGAUUGACCGAUGGGACGAAGAUUUUGAAGGCUCUGAGUUUGUAGACAUAGACAAUGUCCCUCGCGAAGCAAUCCGUUUCUUUGAUGUACCUUACACGUCAGAUCUAUUCCUAGAAGGCACAUUUCGACACUCCAUUGGAUUACCGGAUCAGCUGAUGCCCCAGCAAUGGCAAAAUAUUGGGAGUUUUCAUCCUAACAAAAAGUUGCUUGAGGAAGGCAUACAAUAUGUACACGUACCAUGA